GCCAUAUUAUUAUUGCCAUAUUGUUGUUUUGUUCGGGAUUGCGUUUUAGAUCGAUGAUCGUGGAAUUGUAAUCAUUUUACAUAUUUAUUUACUUCUAUGAGUUUUAUCAGUAUUUUACAAUGUAUUGAAGGUUUUCCUUUUCGAUAUGACUAAAAGUCGCCUUUUCAAACGUUAAUUACACUAUUUUAUUUGCUUUAGCGAUGUCAAGAUAUUUGUUUUAUUUCGUUUUUAUAUGUUAUAUGCAAUAUGUUAUGGGAUACAGCCAAUUAUGCGAUAAUAAGACAAGAAGUUGUACAACUCAGGUUUUGGGCCAUGAUUACACAGAAGACUCAUGCCAGAUGGAAUACUUCAAACCCGACAGUCUAGAGUGUAGAGACAUGGAUUUUUCAUUGAUAUCGCCAAAUGCACAUAUUGGCGGUGUCAGCUUGAAGCCCUAUAGUCUCCAAUAUGAACAUUUUACCCCUUCGGGUUCAUUUUAUGUGGUCAACCAUACAGUUCUUAAUAUAACAUUCAGUAAUAUCAAAUGGAAAACUAUGAAAUUUCGAUUUCAACUCUUGAAGCAGAAGAGUUCAGACAAUCAUUGUAGGAAUAUAGUGAUAUCAAACAAUGUGACUAUCAACGAUCAAUCCAUGUUCUACUAUGAUUGUUAUUGGCCAAUCUCUGAUGGCAACCCCAACGGACAGAGCCAUAUUCUGGAUUUUGAGGCAACUGAUGAUGUUGUUGUUAACCGAGGACAAUAUUACUUUAACAUACCCACACCACAGAUGUUAAGUCCAUCAGCGACAAUUAAUGAAUGGAAACCAUUUGUCUAUAUCGAGAUAUUAAAGGACAAAAUGGUAUUACACGUUGUACCACCGCCUUCUCAUUUAAAAGUUAACGCAUACCAAAUAGCGGUGUUUCGAGAAUGUGAUAAAGAAACAUUAUGUACAGCGGACGAUUUGGUAGCGAAUACGACGAUAAAAUUGAAGAAUAAUCUACAAGAAGUAACAUACGAGACGUCAAUGUUGAAGAAAUCCGGGUCGUAUUACUAUGUUGUUACAGUCCUACAUGAUAAGUGUAGUGAAACUGGAGAUUGUCAAUAUAUGGAGAGUCCAAGGAUAAGAAUCACUAACGAGGUGCAACAGCUGAGUAUUUGCAUAGCUAGCAUCACCGCACUCAUAGUUGCUACUUUGUUCGCGUACUACAUCGCGUUACGUGUAAUGCGCCGUUACUUCUGCACUGAGUACAAGCAAUCGCCAGCUUACGUAUUACCAUCGCCACCGAAAAUUUUAGUUAUUUACUCACCAGCAAAUAGAUUGCAUGCAGAAUGUGUUGCCUCAUUUAUCACAUAUCUGCGUUCUGAGUACGGCUUUGAAAUUAUGUACGAAGGAGAUAUAUCGAGUACCUCACAUGCUGAUCCAUUUAUAUGGGCAAAUGAAUCCUUCCGUAUUGCGACCCACGUUAUGUACAUAGUCGGUCCUGCUGAAGAAACUAACUUGUAUAACAAUAUAUAUGACAAACCGAUUAUAACAGCACAUAGAGAUGUGGAUAAUAUAGUAUUGGCUAUGAUAAAAGCGAAUCGAAGUAAUAAAACUAGAAAAGAUGUGAUUAAUGUACUUUUUGAACACUCCGAUGGACAGUUACCGAUUGAGACCAGACAUGAUAAAGCCUUCUUACUGUUGAAGGAUUGGCAGAAGCUUAUAUCUUAUCUGUCACAGAAUUUGUUACCGAAGAAACAGAUUAUGAGGACGGAGAAAGGUAAGUGUUUUAUAGAAGAUUUGUCGAGGGCCAAGAAAUUGUUGAGUGUCAAACAGGAAGAUGUUGUUAUCAGAUGUGAAAAGAAUUGGAACGAGAAAAAGGUUUUAUUGUAAUCAGUUAUUUCAACAAAUUAAGCUUCUGAAAUAUGUUUAAUGUUACAAAAUUGUGCCGGAGGUCAAUUUUAGUAGAACCUAAAUUUCAAUAGUUUUAAUAUCAAGAAUUAAAACAUCUACGCGUUUCAAAUAAGAAUAUGCAAAAAUAAUUGAAAAAAUCUCUUUUUAGCUUUUAACCUACUAUCUUGGGGAAAUUUUUUUUGUUAAUUUCACUUUUUUGUGUUUUUUUAAUUUACUAAUUCAGACAUAACAAAUAAGCAAAUA
Papilio polytes (common Mormon) is the source of this 2114-nucleotide messenger RNA. RefSeq lists its product as uncharacterized. Lineage: Eukaryota; Metazoa; Arthropoda; Insecta; Lepidoptera; Papilionidae. The transcript has 6 exons. The record is from RefSeq and is a predicted model, not a curated record. The coding region runs from base 201 to 1850 and encodes 549 amino acids.